UGUUUGUUUACCCUUCGAUCAGCUGAGCGGCGGCGGCCGGACUACCUCGACGGGAAGGAACAAUUUCUCGCAUGGAACGCUAAUUUCAGGCUUUAAUCUGGGGGGAUCCCGAUCUCGGAGAAGCUAUGCCAAAAUUCCAUAGACAAGUACCGGAAGUGUGUAAUAGAAAGGAACCAAGUGUACCCUUAAGCCUAAUCCCAGUCUGAAGAUUGCCUGGUAUGUACGGUCCCAGCCGAUCAAAUUAUGGAGGGUAUGGCGGUUACUGGGGUGGAUAUGGCCGACCUCCACAUCCACCUCCUCCGCCCCCUGUCCCAUCUCACCAGCCACCACCACCAUUCCAUCCACCUCCUCCACCAUUUCACUUUCGUCCAGUUAGGCCGCCUCCGCACACUCUACGUCCCCCUCCACCUCCGCCUCCAAUAAGGCUUCCACGACCCCAGCAGCAGCAACAGCCUCCUUACCCACAGCCUCCCAUACAAUCGCAACAAACAUGCCAGCAGCUCUACAUGCCCCAGCAACAGGAGAGGAAGAGCCCUACCCUCAAUUCAAGCCGUCCCCAGUCCGCUCAAGCUCCAUCAAAUCAGCAAAAUUACAGAUCGAGGCAGAGCAAUGGCAGCACCUUACACAGAAGAUCCAGUGACACUCCACCAUACCAGGGCAUGGAUGAGGAUGAAGUCAUCCCCAUUGGCUUCGGAUCUCCAUUGGUGCCAAGAUCAAAGGAGAAGGAAAUGGAACCACUAAGCCCAAAGCCGCUUGUACCAAAUAAUAAAAGGCCAUUACCAGUUGAACUUGAUCCAGACUUACCUGAGGAGUUAGUUUCAAAGUUCCAUAACAAUUCCUGCGAGUUAUGUGAUGUUAGGCUGAAUUCCAGAGUUCAAGCGAAAAACCAUUACGAAGGCAAGCAGCACAAGAAGAAAGUGAAAAAUUAUAUAGACAUGUUAGCAAAGGAAGGUCAGCCUCCAGCCAAAGUACCAAAGUUAGACUUGUCAACUCCAAAAAAGAAAUCAGAACCUCUGGAUGUUAGUCAGCUUUACUGUAAAUGCUGUGACCUAAGCUUUACGUCGGAGCAGCACGCACAGCAGCACUACAUGGGACGCAAUCACCAGAGGGUGUUACAUGGGCUCAAACCUUUGAAAGCUGGCUACUACAACAAGGAAACGGGGAAAUGGCAAAGGAUGCCACCAGAUCCACGAGUGUCUGUGGAGAGAAUUGACCUGAACCUGGAACCGACCUCGGACGACGGAACAGGGUCGAACUCGGAUAGGCAGCUUGAUCCAGACGGGGUGAAGGAGAGAGGAAGGUUUUACUGCGAGAUGUGCAGUGUCUCUGCAACGUCCCAGGAGCAGCUGGAUGGCCACCUGGUGGGUCAACGCCACAUGAAAGCUGUAAGAGCCACCGCAAAGAAGGCCAGCACGGCAGUUCCAGGGCCGACAGACAGCAUUCUUGCAAGUGUGAUAAAAGCUGAUGAGGUGAAGAAGCCCAAGUCAAAGGAUUUCUCCAUCUACAGGACACCCUCAGGUAAGUAUUACUGUGCUCCCUGCGACCUCACGCUAAACUCGGAGAGUCAGUUUGCUCAACAUGUAGAGUCCAAGAAACACAAGACGCGGAGAGUCAAGUAAAGAGAAGUCACCAGGGUAACCCGAGGAGUAACGUGCGAGGACGGGAUAUACAUAAUGUACAUUGUUUCACACAGCUGUUUG
Messenger RNA from Penaeus vannamei (Pacific white shrimp), 1700 nucleotides. Lineage: Eukaryota; Metazoa; Arthropoda; Malacostraca; Decapoda; Penaeidae. The record is from RefSeq and is a predicted model, not a curated record.